UACUUUUCUGUAUCUGAAGUUCCUGGUGGUGUGGGCCCUCGUACUGUUGGCAGAUUUUGUCCUGGAGUUCAGAUUUGAGUAUCUGUGGCCAUUCUGGCUCUUCAUCAGGAGUGUUUACGAUUCCUUUAGAUACCAGGGUUUGGCCUUUUCAGUAUUUUUUGUUUGUGUAGCAUUCACAUCAAAUAUAAUCUGUCUGCUCUUCAUACCAAUACAAUGGCUGUUUUUUGCUGCCAGCACCUAUGUUUGGGUGCAGUAUGUCUGGCACACAGAGAGGGGUGUGUGCUUACCAACAGUAUCGCUGUGGAUACUUUUUGUUUAUAUUGAAGCAGCCAUUAGAUUUAAAGAUUUAAAAAACUUCCAUGUAGACCUUUGUCGUCCAUUUGCAGCACACUGUAUUGGCUACCCUGUUGUGACUUUGGGGUUUGGCUUUAAAAGUUACGUCAGCUACAAAAUGCGUUUAAGAAAACAAAAAGAAGUGCAGAAAGAGAAUGAGUUCUACAUGCAGCUUCUCCAGCAAGCUCUGCCCCCAGAACAGCAGAUGCUACAAAGGCAAGAGAGGGAGGCAGAGGAAGCCAAAGGAUUAUCUGAUAUGGAUUCCUCGAUACUUUUGCAGCACAAUGGAGGCAUUCCAGCCAAUAAAAAAAUAUCUGCAACGUUGCCAGAGCUAGAAUAUAGAGAAAAAGGGAAAGAAAAGGACAAGGAUGCUAAGAAACACAACCUUGGAAUCAACAACAAUAUUUUGCAACCUGUAGACUCUAAAAUACAAGAAAUUGAAUAUAUGGAAAACCAUAUCAAUAGUAAAAGAUUAAAUAAUGAUCUUGUAGGAAGUACAGAAAACCUCUUAAAAGAGGACUCAUGCACUGCCUCGUCCAAAAAUUACAAAAAUGCCAGCGGAGUUGUGAACUCCUCGCCUCGCAGUCACAGUGCAACUAAUGGGAGCAUCCCUUCCUCAUCUACUAAAAAUGAGAAAAAACAGAAGUGUGCUAGCAAGAGCCCAAGCACACAUAAGGACUUAAUGGAAAAUUGUAUUCCUAAUAACCAGCUAAGCAAACCAGAUGCACUGGUAAG
This is a messenger RNA of Pterocles gutturalis (yellow-throated sandgrouse), 1068 nucleotides long. Its product is annotated as macoilin. The annotation marks the transcript as partial. Gene Ontology annotation, cellular component: rough endoplasmic reticulum membrane. The record is from RefSeq and is a predicted model, not a curated record. NCBI's taxonomy places the organism in Eukaryota, Metazoa, Chordata, Aves, Pterocliformes, Pteroclidae. Gene Ontology annotation, biological process: neuronal signal transduction. The transcript has 5 exons.